Molecule: messenger RNA, 702 nt
Organism: Amborella trichopoda
Lineage: Eukaryota; Viridiplantae; Streptophyta; Magnoliopsida; Amborellales; Amborellaceae
Source: RefSeq, a predicted model, not a curated record
AUGGAGACUGACGAGGCUGAAGGCACUGAAGCAACAGCUCCAGGAAGGGGCACUGAUGUUGAUGUGGCCUUCGUACCUCAAGAGUUUAGUGCCCCGACCGAGGCAGGGGCUAUGACUCAAGAAGGGAUCGUGAUGAAUGAUGCCCCUGAGCACCAAGGGGUUGCGGAUCCCGUGGGCACAGAUCGUGGAGAUGAGGGAGUUGAGCUUUUUGUGGCCGAGGUUCUGGCUAUUGAGGACGCAUGCCAGAUGGAAGAAACAACAGCUGAAGCUGAAUUAUCUGGAGAAGAGGCCCCUGUGGACGAGGGUCAAGGCGAAGAGGAUGUUCCUGAACUUGCCAACGUUGAAGUGGCAGUUCUGGAGGGUGAAGAGCAAGGGGAACUUGUUUCUUCAGAGUCUGUCGAGAUACAAGUGGAGGUCCCCGUAGACGAGGGUCAGUGCGAAGAGGCCGAUAUUGAAGAAUCUGGACAAGUCAAGGCUGGGACUGUCUCUGGGUUUGAGGUGCAAGAAGCUCUGGGCUUUUCCAUUGUUCCAGAGGAGCCAGUGGCUCAGAUGGCUAUCAUUUUGACAAGCCUGAUCCUUGAAGUCGAGCAAAUGGAGGAGGAAACCCAAGUGGUGGCUGAACUAAAGGAACGUGUUCCGGACCCCGAGGCUUCUUCUGCGGCAUACCAAGCAGAGAUCAACAAGAUAAUUGAUUGCUUUUGA